Fukomys damarensis (Damara mole-rat) is the source of this 710-nucleotide messenger RNA. Its product is annotated as protein phosphatase inhibitor 2-like. Gene Ontology annotation, biological process: regulation of signal transduction. Gene Ontology annotation, molecular function: protein phosphatase inhibitor activity. The transcript has a single exon. NCBI's taxonomy places the organism in Eukaryota, Metazoa, Chordata, Mammalia, Rodentia, Bathyergidae. The coding region runs from base 116 to 538 and encodes 140 amino acids. The record is from RefSeq and is a predicted model, not a curated record.
GUUCCUGAAACAGCCAGUCCGGUCACUUCAGGCCCAUAAGCUGGAUCUGCGGCUACGGGGCUGGUCCCUGUGAGCAGCCGACCUUCUCUUCUUGGGCCCUCCACCAGCAGCAACUAUGAGCCAAAAGCCUGACCCGCCGGCCGGGGACUCCACGGCUUCGCCCCGGCCCAUUAAGGGGAUCUUGAAGAACAAGACCGCUGGGACUUCUUCCUCAGUGGUGGGUUCCACCGAAGAGUCACGCCGGAUCGUCAAAUCCCAGAGGUGGGAUGAAAUGAACAUCCUGGCAACUCAGUACGCAGCCGCCAUAGACUAUGUAGAUGAAUCAAGUACUACUUCUCUUAAUAUUGUAGAUAAUUAUGAAGACACUGGUAUGGACAUCGAACUCACUCAAGCCCUAACUCCAGAUGUCUCAGCUAAGCAAUCAGCUGCUGCUGAAGGCUCAGAGUCAAAUUAUCAGACUCUAGAGCAAGAAAGCGGUGCACGAGAGGAUCAUGAUCACUCACCACCACAGAUUAAAGGAAAAAAGAGCAACGAUUAGAAAUCAAAAUAAAGAUCUGCUACAACGAAGAAGUAAAUGUCAAGGUAGCUAGACAGCUAAUUUCAAAGACCUAAGUGAUAAUGGGGAAGAUAAGGAAAUUUCAGAGACUGCCGAUGGAGAGAGCAUGAAUAUUAACUCAUAGCAAGGACUUAGGACAGGUGAUUAACAGCAA